AUGAAAGAAGACUAAACUUAUUCAAAUUAAAACAAACAUUUAUACUGUGAAGAAAUUGAUUAAAAAUGCUAAUAAAUGAUAUUAAAAUAAUAUAAUGAUGCAAUUGAAGUAGCUUUUAAUAUAAAAAAGAAGAGAAUUUUUAAAAAAAAGAGGAGAUAAUAAUAGAUAUUAGUGAGGCCUAACACCUAUUCAUUGUUAAAUUAAAAUAGGAUUUUUUGCUUAUAUGGGGGACUAUUUUUGCCUUGUGAUUUUGCGUACGAAGCUAAAAACCUCUGGGCAGAAAGACAAAACAUUAAACUAGGCUAUAGACCUUUACAGAGUAUUGAAAAAAAGAAGAAUUAUAGCAUUGUAGAGUUUUAGUGUAACUUUAAAGGGCUAGAAUAAUUUGAUUUUUUAAUAAAUAUUUACAUGAAUAAAGGGAAAUAAGAUUAUUAUAAUCUUGCAUAGGUUCUUAAAUAAUUCUAACAUAAUAUUUAGAUUUGGAAAAAAUAGGCUUAGCUAUUAGCUCCAAUGAGGUUAAAGAAUUAUGAAGAAUAUCAUUCUGAGUAUUAGAGUUUUAUUAAAGAAUGCUUAAACAAAGUGGAUGAGUUGGAUUAAUCAAAAUUUUAUUUAUUUGGAUUCAUAUUUUAUAAUUAUGAAACUGAGAAUAUAGAGUAAAGAACUGUAGGUUUUAGUAAAGGUUUUUUGAGUUUGCUGGGAACUGAUUAAGAUUAAUUUAAUAAUAUAACUCUGCGUUCAGGAGAUUCUAACUAUUACUCAGGAGAUACCUUUUUAAAUGCAAUUGCUAUUUCAUUACUUCCCUUUGCUUGUAAAGAUGUUAUCUUUUAAAAAUCAGUUGCCGACACAGUAAUAUUCUCCUAUGAUGGAUUUUAAAUUCCUUGUAAAGAGAUUAGAAGUUACUACUUACCUGAAAAUUUUAAUUAAAUAAAUUUUUUUGAGAUUGGAUUUGGAUUAGUGGAAUAUGAUAUUAGCAUUACAAUGCUUCAAUAAUUGCUAACAUUAAGAGCAAGAAAGUAUUAUAUUGAAUAAAAUAAAGAGUUAGAAUUGUGUUGUGAUUAAACUUUUGAAUAUUCAAUGAACUCUCAGAUUUUCAUUGAAAAAUACUAUCCAGAUGCAAUUACAAACGAGUUUUUAAGAUGUAAAUACUAACAUAUUGAUGAAGUUAAUUAAAAAACAAAUAAUUUAUAAGUAGUGACUUCUGUUUCAUCAAAACAAACUAAUUCUUUUUGUAAUGAUGAUUUAUCAGAAAUAAGCUUUAAUAAUCUCUAUCAAUCAACCACUUUGAAAGAUUCAACUAAGUCCACUAUUUAGGGAAAUAAAUCUUCAUUUUUAUAAAUACCCUAAAAGAAUAAUAUUAAUAAAAUAAUCACUCCUGAAAAUUUUUAAAUUCUCAUUUAAUAAAAUUUUUAAUAAUAGUUAAAUAAUGUUGAAAAUUAAUAAUUUAUUGAAAUGGGAAUUAAUUAAGGAUUAGGAUAUUCUUAGAGUUUAGAAUAAAAUUUAAAUAUUGAAGAUCAAAGCAUAUAAUUUAAAAAAGAUAUAUCCAGUAUAGAUUAGUCAGAUUAAUUAGGAUUUUCUCAAAAUUUACAAUAAUAAUAAGCUGAGAUGUAAAUAGAACCAUUUAUGUACUUUGAAAAUGGCUGCUAAUCUGAAUAAGAACAGUUGAAAUAAAUAAAAUUACUUCCCCAAAAAGGAUUGGAUAUGAUGUUUUAAUAAUCUGAUAAUGAUUUAAAUAAUAAUUAUCUAUUUCUUUAGCUUAAAAAUAAUGAAAAAGAAGUUUUUAUGCUUAAAAAUAGUUUAAAAAACCCAUAAUUAUAAUAAGAAAAUGAUGUCUAAUUUAACUAUGUUGAAUUUGUGAGUGAUUAUAAUAAACAAUAAAAAAUAAAUCAUUUUUGA
Tetrahymena thermophila SB210 is the source of this 1893-nucleotide messenger RNA. RefSeq lists its product as hypothetical. The record is from RefSeq and is a predicted model, not a curated record. The transcript is spliced from 2 exons. Lineage: Eukaryota; Ciliophora; Oligohymenophorea; Hymenostomatida; Tetrahymenidae.